Messenger RNA from Symphalangus syndactylus (siamang), 7024 nucleotides. It is a transcript of the gene CREBZF, whose product is annotated as CREB/ATF bZIP transcription factor. NCBI's taxonomy places the organism in Eukaryota, Metazoa, Chordata, Mammalia, Primates, Hylobatidae. The record is from RefSeq and is a predicted model, not a curated record. Gene Ontology annotation, molecular function: DNA-binding transcription factor activity. Gene Ontology annotation, biological process: regulation of DNA-templated transcription.
ACCAGUGACUUCCGGCUAGGCCGUUGUCUGGGUGGCGCGGUCGAGUCAUCGCAGGGCCCCACCGCUUCGUUCUCCCGUCCCUCCCCGCGCCUUGGCGCGGGGGGUCGACUAGCCAAGUGAGGCGGGAGGCGACUCGGACCUUUCCCUGCAUUUCGUUUCGGCCAGUGCCGGGGGCUACCCGCCCUGGGAUCCUUGGGGCCCGUGAGGCCCACUCUUAGCGGCCCAGGCCUACCGCGGCCCGCCGCCGGCCCUCAUGAGGCAUAGCCUGACCAAGCUGCUGGCAGCCUCGGGCAGCAACUCCCCAACCCGCAGUGAGAGCCCGGAGCCGGCUGCAACCUGCUCGCUGCCCUCGGACCUGACCCGGGCGGCAGCGGGGGAGGAGGAGACGGCGGCGGCCGGAUCUCCCGGCCGCAAGCAGCAGCUUGGCGACGAAGGAGAGUUGGAAGCCGGGAAGGGGAGCCGCGGCGGCGUGGCCGUGCGCGCGCCCUCGCCCGAGGAGAUGGAGGAGGAGGCGAUCGCCAGCCUCCCCGGGGAAGAGACGGAGGAUAUGGACUUUCUGUCUGGGCUGGAACUGGCGGAUCUCCUGGACCCCCGACAACCGGACUGGCACCUGGACCCCGGGCUUAGCUCGCCGGGGCCUCUCUCCUCGUCUGGCGGAGGCUCGGAUAGCGGCGGCCUGUGGAGAGGGGACGAUGAGGAUGAGGCCGCGGCUGCUGAGAUGCAGCGCUUCUCUGACCUGCUGCAAAGGCUGUUAAACGGUAUCGGAGGCUGCAGCAGCAGCAGUGACAGUGGCAGCGCCGAAAAGAGGCGGAGAAAGUCCCCAGGAGGAGGCGGCGGUGGCGGCAGCGGUAACGACAACAACCAGGCGGCGACAAAGAGUCCCCGGAAGGCGGCGGCGGCCGCUGCCCGCCUUAAUCGGCUGAAGAAGAAGGAGUACGUGAUGGGUUUGGAGAGUCGAGUCCGGGGUCUGGCAGCCGAGAACCAGGAGCUGCGGGCCGAGAAUCGGGAGCUGGGCAAACGCGUACAGGCACUGCAGGAGGAGAGUCGCUACCUACGGGCAGUCUUAGCCAACGAGACUGGACUGGCUCGCUUGCUGAGCCGGCUGAGCGGCGUGGGACUGCGGCUGACCACCUCGCUCUUCAGAGACUCGCCCGCCGGUGACCACGACUACGCUCUGCCGGUGGGAAAGCAGAAGCAGGACCUGCUGGAAGAGGACGACUCGGCGGGAGGAGUCUGUCUCCAUGUGGACAAGGAUAAGGUGUCGGUGGAGUUCUGCUCGGCGUGCGCCCGGAAGGCGUCGUCUUCUCUUAAAAUGUAGGGUCAAGUAAUCUGCUCUUUAUCCGCGUUUACCCCUUUCAACUCCCUUACACCAUGUCAAACUUACCUUAGUGGGACAUCUUCACCGGACACAUUUCAGAGGAGAGAAAAAAAUUUCUUUUUUAGGUGAUUUCCUUCCUGCCAGGCUCCGUUGUAGGGGUUACAGAACAGUCGUUCCCGCCUCACAACCUGGUAAGGAUCCAUCUCUUCCCGUAACGCUCAUGCUCUGCUGCUUAGUCUACUUUAAUGGGCAACAUCUCAGUUUGUGUGUGUGUGAUUUUUUUUUUUUUUUUCUGUUUUGGAAGGUGGGAGGGAAAUCUAAUUUGGGCCCUGUCCACCCUGGAAACAGACUUGUGCUGGUCAAGAAUGUAUUUAAGAUGCCUCUUCUGGUUGAAAUAGCUAUUAAUGUGUCACCUUAUUCAGACUUGCGUGUACCUAGCUCUUCUGUCCCCAGUGUGGACAUGGCCUUGGAUGACAUCGGUUCCAACUGUACACUGAAACCUGCUUAUAGAGAGACAGUUUGGAGACAGUGAAACAGGUGAAGUUGAAUGGAAGUUCCGAGUUGUACAAGGUGCAAAUUGGAAUUCCGAUUUUAGGGCAACUUUUCAGAGGUUGACAAUAAGUAUUUGGGGCAUGCACAAAUGUGUUAGUUAUUUUGCUGGAGGUGACAGGUAUCUCUUAAAUAUCAACAAUGCCUUUUAGUUUUCAGUAAGAGAUACAGAAACAGUCUAUAUGGAGUAACAGAUUUUAAUGUCUCACCAUUAGAGAAGUUGGAAAUUAACAUACAUAUCAGACUCCUGUGUUUUAGUUAAUUGGAGAGUAAGAAUGGCUAAUGUUUCUUUGAGGACCAGCAGUGAUUACCCUAUCACUGAGUACAAAUAAAUUGUUGAACAUCUUUAUUUUUGUUGUAUUAAAAUUUUAGGUUAAAUUUAUAUAUGUAUGAUUAGAUAUUGAAGGUUGUGAAAUGUGAAUGAAAACGUGUAAAGUGAGGCUUCACAAAGAAUCUUAUUCUCUGUGUUUCAAAAGUAUUUGUCCUAUUUUAAAAUAACUUUUUAAAUUGAGUGGUUCUGGCCACUUAAAUGACACGAUUGGCACUAUUUUCCCAAAGGUGGGAUUUAUUCUUCCCUUCAAUCUAUUAACCAGUUGUAUAAAUUGAGUUAUGGUGUCCUUCAGUGUAAGAGGCAUUAAGAAAUUCUUUGUGAAACAUCACUGCUUGAUAAAGUAUAUACGUAUUUAGCAUCCUUGUUUUUCUUUGUGCUAAAGUGGAUACAGCUGUUGGGGCAGAAGAGACGGGACCAGCUGCUGGCCACAUUUCCUGCUUUAUUUUAAAAGGUAGUAUAAGAAAUGAGGAAAAAGAGGUAAUAUCAGGGCUUCUGCUGUUUUUUAUUUUUAAAAUGUUCAUAAUUAAAAAGUACUUUCCAGCAGUCCAAAGAUGUAAGUUAUCUUACACAUAAAAUGUUUUAUUUUGUUGUUAUUUGGUUAUGAAAAUGGAAUCCUUGUUCUUGCACAACUGUAAAUGUUUUGUUGCUAGAUAAUACGAUUUGAGACCUGAAUUGGUCUUUGGUUUCCAGUGCAUCACAGCAUAUUUUGUAAAAUCAUCUACUACUGCACUUGAGCAUGAAUGGGUAGUAGCCAAACUCACAAAUUGGAGUGAUGAACCUGCUUAUACCUAAGGGCAGGAGCAAGCCCCUCACAAUGCAGCUGCAUGGGUUUUUAGUGCCUACUGAAUUUUAUAUAUAUAUAUAUAUAUAUAAAAACCAAAAGUAGUUGGAAAGAUUAUUUGAAAUGACUAAUUUGUGCUAUCUUUAUGAAAUAUGUUAAAUGUAGCCUUUUUGAAACAGAAGCCUUGAAUUGAAAUUUAACUAAUACUUGAACAUUUUGUAUAUAUUUCUUUGUAUAUAAUUUUGUGCAGUACCAAUGACAAAAAUAUGGUGUCAUAAUAAAACCAGGUUUGUUGAUCUUUUAGUUAUGGGCUCAAAGAAUUUAUUCAUCUCUAACAUGACAUUGGAAAAUAAUGGAUAAAAAUAGGAAAAAUGAUUGUUGUUAAUGCUGACUGUGGGUCUUAAAAGGUUCUGGAAAGCAGUAAGUUCAUUUUUCUAAAAACUAUAACAUUCUGUUGGAGUAUUUUCUUCCUUACGUCAAUACUUUUCCUGCAUUAUUUGAAAUUGUGGGCUGGGGAGAAACAGUAGUCAAAGCUUUCUGAAUUGAGAUGCUUUGAAAUUCCAAGUGUAGAUUUUUAGAAUGUCAUUUUAUAAAUGGCAGUUUUUGGAAUUACUUGAUAAAGAACUUUUGAAAAUGGAAAGAUUAGUAUGGCCUAUUUUUAAAGCUGCUUUGUUAGGUUUCUUAUGUUUUAUUAACUGUCUUUUCUCAGUUUCCAUUUCAUUUUUUUUUUUCUAGUUUUGGUGACUUAGUGAUUUUGUCAUUUUUUACAUCAACUUCAUGGUCUUGUUUUUACAUGGUGAUUGCAUGUAUUUAGGAUCUAUCUAAUAGGGGCUUUAAAUAAAUUUGGUCAUAUUUAUGUGUAAGCACAUUUUACUGUAAAUGUUUGGGUUUCUGAAUUUAAACAGAUCUGUUUAUUUCAGUAUGUAGUAAACAAUAUCUUAAAGUGUCCGAUUCACUACUUGUUAAUUAAAAAAGUUAUGAUUAAUGUGAAACUGUUGUCUUACUAUUUUUAGAAAAUUGUGUUCUGGAUGAUUAGCACAUGGAUAAAGGAGACUUCUGGAAUAUAAAAUGGAUUGUUUUUGAAAUUUCUAGGUUUGGCUCUAUUUACUGUAAUGGUUGAAAACAAUUUAGUAUUUGGGUGACCCUUUUGUUUUUCUUCUAAAUGUGCCUCUAUGGUAAAAUACAGAACUAGACUAAAGAUGUAGCUUUUUAAUAUUUGUCUUCGAUGGUGGCAGGAGUUCAUACAUUAAUUGAACUAACACAUCAUAUUUUGACCUACUAUUUCUAUCAUAUUGACUUACUGUUUCUGCACUUCUUUGACCAGACUUAUCUUAAAAAGUCCACUUUUGUUAAAAUGUAGUCACACCUCUGAUAUAAUCCAACAAAAAGUGUUCAAAAUAUUUUAAAUAUUUGUGCAUUUUAUAAUCACUAAAUUAAUCUCUCUCUCUUCUCUUUAAACAGCUUAGCAGUGUCUGCAAAAACGAAUCUUUUCCUACAACCUGUUAACUGACUGGACUGAUGGUAACAAAGUAAUUGUGAGAGCCAUGUCGGUCAAAAAUUUGGCAUCUGCUGAAAAAAAUGAAUGCCAUUUUCAAGUUCCCAAAUUACUUCUAUACUGAUUUCACUUUCCAGAAAUGGAGAUAUGAAAAGAUUCUCUGGAAUCCUUGAAAGACUUAAUAGAGAUACAUGAGACUAAGUUAAUAUUGGAACAAAAUUAUACUUUGUCUUUCAUGGGAGUGAUACUCAGUUAUUGCAUAUCUUUACAAAAUUGUAACCUUUGGAGAAUUACAGUAUUUCAUCAAGAAAUUAGAGUUUUUACAUAAUCAAGAGCAUAUUCUAUGGAAUUAACAUUUAGUGGACUAGAAUUACGUAAGCAGGCCAUCAGUGAUCACAAGGCAUAUGAGUUUGUAUUUAUUUCCUGGAACAUGAGAGCUAAUUUGGAGUACAGACAGACACCCUGCUGAGUAGAAUAUAAAAAUUAAUGUAAAGUUCUGAACUAUAAAGAGUAGUCCUUUUAAAUAGAUGCAUUGAUUUGUAUAUCUUUGAAAAAGUUGAUUAUGAUUAAAUGUGUGGGUAGUUAAUUACAAUUUAGGGUAACAACCAGGAUGUAUGGAUUCUGAGGUUUUGGCUUCUUGAGCUUUCUCUUGAGUACUUGAUACUGUUUUUUGAAUAUUUUGAGGUUUCUAAUUAAUGGUAUGCUAGUUUCUACUGUUCUAUAUAAAAAUUUAUCUAGUGUUGUAUAAGGGCUUUAGUAUUCUGGAUGAUGGGAGUGGCUUUUUGUGGCAUAUGGUUGUUUUACUUAAUUGAAAUAUUUUUUCAGUUUAUUACAAGUGUGAAAAAACACUCAGAACUCUGGAUUGUUUUAUUUCAUUUUUGUUGGAUUAUGUUAAUACAUUCCUUCACCUGGUUUAGAUUGAGUCAUUUUAUCUCACUCAUUUGGAAAUGUGCAGCUGACAGAAGAGGGAUUGGGGUAGGAGAUUGGCUCUUACUUCAUAAUAAAUAUACAGUUGGUUAUUGUAUUAUUCAAAACUUGUUAAAUCCAGUCAGUUUCUUACCAUUUUAAAUGUAUUCAGUGCCUGUGAAGCCAGGCAGCAAAGAGUAUUCCCACUGGCUUAAAACUUAAGUGCUGAUGCUCCUACAGUACAGCUAGUUACAAUUCCAGAACCCAAAGGCCUUAACUACUUUGGUGACCUUAACUACUACUUUGAUAGAACAGACUGGGUAAUUCACUGAUAAAGAGUCAUUAUCUUUUUAAUAUGUGAUUACCUAGUUCAGCAUUUUGAAUGUGUAGUUUAAGGUCUCUCUGAUUUAGUAAAAUUUUAAAGCUAAAUAAUCUGAUGACUCUUGAAAGUUUAAUUGGUACUAUGACAUUUAUGUUUUUUUCCUCCAGACUCACAGCCAAUACAAAGUUUUGAGACUCUCCUAAAUGUUAAUAUUUUUGCUGUUUUUCUGAGCUGUUUUUUUAUUUACUUACCACCUAAGCUGGGGAUCAAAAAGGGAAUUCUUCCAUUAGAAAUUUGUAGUGUUAUGUGUGGCCAGCACAGUAUUUUUCAGAUUUGAAUUUCAGUACCUUUAUGUGUAGCCUCAGUACUCUCAACACCAGUCACUCUUUAUUGUCUUAAAAUACUCCAUACUUUUUGUUGACCCAAAAUUGUUGAAAAUAUUUUGCUCAGUUUUCACAAUGAACUAAUUGAAAAGUGUAGUUACUGUGUUGUAAACAUUUGUGUAGUUCUGCUAAUAUACUGAUUUGAAUUUUAUUUAUCUUAACUUCCUUUAGCGUCUGCCUCCAAAUUUUGUCUUUGCUGUAUACCCACUGAGAUCAAUUCCCUAGACCCCUCUAGCUCUUAGUGUACUAUAAUUUGGGCUUUAUAAAAUAUAUUAAUGUCUUAAUUUAAAUAGAAUGUGAGCCCUCUUUUUUUUUAAGCCAAAUAACUACACAAAAGAAAUUAUAAAAGAUUUAGUUUGUCUACUGUGACUAGACUGAAAUAUUAAAAAUUGAGGGUAGUUUACUUCAAGUGUUAGCUACAAAUGACUCAGUGUCCUUAAAUAAUGCAGGUAUCUGCCCUCUGAACAAAAAUUUUGGCAAAGUAAAUUUGUAGCAACAGACUUAACAUGAUUUAUUGUUUAUGUUGCCCAUUUAUGCUAAUGGAAAAGAUAAUUUAAAAAUUUGUGGCAGAGGACAGAUAUUAGAAAUACUUUUUGGUUACAGAAACCAUUGUAAACUCAUCCUCAAUGGUAUUAUGCUAGGGAGUAAUUGGACUAGGAAUGUUUAAAUGUGCUCAGUCGUCAGAGAACUUAGUUAUAUCAUUGGGCUUUGAAUUAUCUAAGUUGAUUACAUAAUUCUAUAUUCUUAAGGAGUCUAACUCGGUACUUGGGUUAAUGCCAGAAAUUACUUUCAAUUCAUUGUUUUUUCACUGGGAUGAGUAGAACUCUGCUUUUAGUAAAAGUGACAGAAUGUAGGUAAAAUGGAUGAUUUGGGGUCAGAGCUUUUCAUCUUGAUAUUUUAGCCUGUAAAAUAAACAGCUAUAUUGUUUUGCCCUUUAAA